AUGAUUCAAAAGGAAUCCCUUGAUUUGGAACAUGAUAGACUCAAAACACUUCAGGUAUUUAAAGAUGAUCGUGGCAUUUAUCGUGUAAAAACUAAGAUUAUUUACAGGAAGGAUAGUGAAGAUUUCCUGAAACCGGUCGUCCUUUCUUCAAAACACAAAGUUGUGAAACGACUUAUUUUUUCUGUUCAUGUGAAGAAUUGUCACGCAGGUAGUCAGAUACUUUUGAAUCUGCUUAGAGAAAAAUAUUGGAUUCUUAACGGAAGAAAGACUGUGAAAAACAUUGUGGCUAAUUGCACAAUCUGUAAAAGAUAUAGUUCAAGGAACAUGGAAACGAUAUGUGCACCCCUUCCUGAAAAUCGUGUUAAAGAUGCUACGGUAUUUCAAAUUACAGGGGUUGACAUGGCUGGCCCUCUGUUUCUAAAAGAAAGUAGAAAGAGUUGGGUGUUAAUAUUCACUUGUGCAGUGUACAGAGCAGUACAUUUUGAGUUAAUUACUGCAGCUUCUACAGACACCUUUUUAAUGGCAUUUAGAAGAUUUAUAGCUUGCAGAGGAAGAUGUACUGUUGUAUAUUGUGACAAUGGAUCUAAUUUUGUUGGAGCAGCCAAUUCAUUAAAAGAUUGGAACCGUAUACAGAAACAUGGAGUCGUCAAUUUGAUUAAUUGGAAGUUUAAUCCACCGACUGCCGCAUGGUGGGGCGGUUGGUGGGAGCGACUAAUAAGGAUAUUGAAAGAUCUCUUAAAAAGAGUGUUAGGUAAGGCACAUCUCAAUUAUGAAGAAAUGGCAACUGCUCUAGCAGACUGUGAGAGUGUAAUCAACUUAAGACCUCUGACUCAUCUCUGA
Molecule: messenger RNA, 840 nt
Organism: Stegodyphus dumicola
Lineage: Eukaryota; Metazoa; Arthropoda; Arachnida; Araneae; Eresidae
Source: RefSeq, a predicted model, not a curated record